AUGUUUUCGGCUCCUUCAUCGGUGACUCCGGUGAUUCAUCCGGAGCUAAAAGAGACAGAACCACAGUGGUACACCUCUUCUACUCAUCCAGCCCACCGAUCCGGAAAGAAAACGAAAGUUGACGUUCCGGUUAGUACAUCAGUCGUAUCAAAUUAUACAGUUCAUUCCGUUCCAGAUAAUUCUCCAUCGGAACAUCGAAUAGUGUCAGCUGAUACUAUCGACACCAAUGCCAUUUCCCGCUGCCCUCUAACUCGAGUAUCGUCAUCAGCUCCAAGCGCUUCCGUUGAAACCAAUGCCUCCAUCAACGCCGCCCAGACUAUAGCACCAGCCAAACCUCCUCCAACCACUAGUUCAACUACGAACGCCCAUACAACGCUCGCCACUCCCAACGCCACCACUCAGCUCGCCACUGAUCAAUGCACUCAGACCCAGUCCGGUGCCAUUCCCAAGCCUCAACGACUCAUGUCUCAUCUCAAGCCUACCAAGCAAUCCGUCGCCUGUCAAACUUCCGCAGUUUCAUCAACGAACCAUGUUCCGAAGAACCAGUCUACCACUCCAAUAUCAUCAAACACAGUGGAUAUCGCCUGUCAAGCUCCUGCUGUCACCAAUAUCGCUGCUGCCUCAGGAAAUCAAAGACCAGAAAUCCUGAUUUCGCAAACUCCUACAAUAGAUACUCGUGACAGUGAUAAUAUUAAG
Armigeres subalbatus is the source of this 696-nucleotide messenger RNA. Its product is annotated as mucin-7-like. The record is from RefSeq and is a predicted model, not a curated record. Lineage: Eukaryota; Metazoa; Arthropoda; Insecta; Diptera; Culicidae. The transcript has a single exon. The annotation marks the transcript as partial.